Pseudomyrmex gracilis is the source of this 2569-nucleotide messenger RNA. It is a transcript of the gene ERp44, whose product is annotated as endoplasmic reticulum resident protein 44. The record is from RefSeq and is a predicted model, not a curated record. Lineage: Eukaryota; Metazoa; Arthropoda; Insecta; Hymenoptera; Formicidae. The transcript is spliced from 7 exons. Bases 152 to 1438 code for a protein of 428 amino acids.
AAGAUAUUCGGCUCCCCCGUUGUCUCGCUCGAAACGCACUCAGUUAUCCGAGAUAUGCCGCUAUUCAGCAGCAGUGAACACACAUCCGUUCACUGAUGGUGAUUCGAAAUUCCGUUGCGUCGUCGAGUUAGUUGCCACGAGAUAUAUCAAAAUGUUGGCCCACUGUGAUAUUUUUCACUUCAAAGUACUUAUAUUCGCGUGUUUGCUGACACAUUUUCCAAACAGUAUAGCAGAAGGAGUUGAAGACGGCGCAGUGUCACUUACAUAUGAUAAUAUUGACAAAAUAUUAGCUGAAAAUGAACUGGUAUUUAUCAACUUCUAUGCACAAUGGUGUCGUUUCAGCGCCAUGUUAGGUCCAAUAUUUGAUACGGCGGCGGAUAAAGUUAGACAAGAAUUUCCACAGUCAGGAAGAGUAGUAAUGGGCAAAGUGGAUUGUGACAAAGAAUCAUCUGUAGCAUCUAGGUUUCACAUAACCAAAUAUCCAACAUUAAAAGUAAUAAGAAAUGGACAACCAUCCAAGAGAGAAUACAGAGGCCAAAGAUCAGUAGAAGCGUUUCAAGAAUUUGUUAGAAAACAGCUCGAAGAUCCCAUUAGAGAAUUUUUUGAUUUGAGAGAACUUAGUGAACUUGAUGAUAAGAAACGUAUGAUCAUAGGAUAUUUUGAUAGAAAAGAUGUACCGCAAUACGAAUUGUUCAGAAAGGUGGCUACAAACUUGAAGGAUGAUUGCCAAUUUCAUGUUGGUUUUGGCACGUGCUCCAAUCAAAACUGCGAAAUUGGACAACAUUUUCAUUUGUUGAACGCAAGCCAAGCACUGCAUCCUCCGGGAGAGCCUAUCAUUGUCUUCCGAUCGGAUAAAGCUUUAUCGAAUGACGAAGACGAAACUUAUAAAGGAAGUUUGACCAUUUAUGAUGAAUUGAAUGUGUGGGCGCAAGAAAAAUGUGUGCCACUUGUCAGAGAAAUAACAUUUGAGAACGCCGAAGAAUUAACCGAAGAAGGACUGCCGUUUCUCAUACUAUUCCAUGCUCCUGAUGAUCUAGAAAGUGUCAAGCAGUACAAAGAUAUCGUAACUAGAACAUUGAUUAGUGAAAAACAAAAUGUUAAUUUUUUAACUGCUGAUGGCCAAAAAUUCGCGCAUCCGUUACAUCAUUUAGGAAAAGAUGUGUCAGAUUUACCCUUGAUUGCCAUAGACAGUUUUAGACACAUGUAUUUAUUUAAGAAUUUCAAUGACAUUUUCAUAGAAGGCAAACUCAAGGCCUUUCUGCAGGAUUUGUAUUCUGGGAAGCUUCAUCGUGAAUUUCAUUACGGUCCUGAAGUGUCUAAUGAUGAUGUACCAGUUACUGGAAAAGAAGUAAAAACGCCUACAAAACCGCCAGAAUCUCAGUUCAAAAAACUGGCACCAAGCAGGAAUAGAUACACAAUAGUUAAGGAUGAACUGUAAGAUUAAAUAAGAUGAUAUCGGAGCGAUCGAUAUAUUCAGUGAGGUUUUCACAAUUAAUUUAUAUACGCAAUUUAGUAAAUUUGUAAAAAUGUGGUUCAUUUCGGGAAACUUGUUGUUUUUUUCUCCACAAUUUAUCUUCUUUCCGUAUUUUUUAAAAGGAUUUUAUGUUUACAUGUUAUUUAGAAAAAAAAUUUAUUUCAAAUUAAAUACUUAUACAAAUUAAUAAUUAUACAUGAUUUUCACAUCCAUAAAGUAUAUAGUAACAAUGAGAAUAUAGCAAUUCAAUUUUAUAAAAACUUAUAUUUUACAUAAAAUAUUUUACAAUUAUUAUAUAUAAAAACAAAAUUAUUUAUUCUGAUAAAAUAUUCUUGGUUUUCUUUUUAUACGCGAAUAUCUCAGCAAACACUAUAUGUUGGCAACAAAUUGCUGCCUUUUUAACGAGAAUUAUUUAUUUUCGACAAAUGUUUCUAAGGAUGUGAAUUGUCGAAAGCAGUUUUAGGUCCGUAUUCAUAGUGAUUCACAACCUGAAAAUCGGGUUGAACUAGAGCAUUAAGGUUAGAAGCAAUUAUUCCAUAAUUGAAGACCGCAGGAGAAGAACUUGAUAAGUUACGUUUCCGUAAUUUUAGAGAAGAACGAUUUCCGAAAGUUCAAAGCGUACGUCUUUUCUCUGUACACGUUUUGUGAAAAUCCUUUAUACCUCGGAAUCUAUCAAGAAUUUUUCCCUUUUGCUUUGGAUAAUUGAAAUACAUACUCCAUUUUAAUUACAAAAUAACACGAAAAACAGAAAAAAAAAAUGGACUUAUCAAGAGUUUAUUCUUCUCUUGUAGUCUUCAAUUGUGUAUGAAAUAUAAUUCAAAACCGAUUCUCAAGUUAAAUCCGAACUAUGAAUAUAUAUCUUAAAUGGACUAUAAAUGUUCAUUUAUUUUACCGGUGUCAAUAAUUACAUAACAGAUUUUGUAUAUUAUAAAGCAGUUAAACAAUAUAGUUGCUGUUAAUUUCUAUAUAACUCCAACGUAGGUGAGAUAAUUUUGUAUAUAAAAAAACCUUAAGUUACAUUGUCCCUUUUCCAUCUUCUCUUACACUUAAAACAAAAAAAAAAAAAAAACAAAAACAAAAAAAAACAAUUUAGCA